Molecule: messenger RNA, 2982 nt
Organism: Blepharisma stoltei
Lineage: Eukaryota; Ciliophora; Heterotrichea; Heterotrichida; Blepharismidae
Source: the annotation of a GenBank genome assembly
AUGUAUUCCAGAGAGGACGGUAAAUAUUUUGAAAAACUCCAUUCAAAGCCAUGGUUUUUCGCAGGAAAAGUCCCAGAACUCCGCUACUCCUACUCAGCUUCAGGCCUAACUCCUUCAUUAUACCCAGUUCACCCCCGAUCUGUAGUUCCAGGCUCAACCGAGAGAUUAGCCAGGCUGCAAUUCAAGCCUUUUCCAAAUGUGGACCUGCCAAGUAUUCCAAUCACAUUUCAAGAAUUUCGUGAAUACCAAUUCUUAAGAGACAAUGAAACCUUGGUAACCGUUGAGCACUGUGAUUCCUGUGAAACCCACUCAGGCACAACCCAUCAUGACCCUCAGCAGUACUCCUCUUUAGCCCAUACUUUGGCUAAUACAAUUCUAGCGAGGUAUCCAGGGGUAAAAGUCCUUCUCAAGCCGCGCUCGAAGCUUGGCUUUAACAGUCAAAGAAUCGGAGCAUUUGAGGUACAAGUUUGCAGUAAAUCCAAUGGUUUGCUUACUAAAAACACGCUACAUUCAAAAUUACAGACCAAAAAGUGGCCAGAAGUCCAAGAAAUCGUAAUGAAAUUGGCCAAUUUUUUGCCGAGAUGCAAGCUUUGUGUGACUGUUUAUGACUGUGAAAAUGGGGAAAAUAGACUAAAAGAUAUAAAAAUUUCUUUAAGACCAAAAGAUAUUUCUCUACAAAUGUCUCAGACUAUGAGACCCAAAAGUGCUAGCUACACUACAUUUAGGCCUACAAGUGCAAUUUCAACUAUGUCUCUGAGGACAAUAAAAUUCUCAGCAAGAAGAAAUGCGAAAACUAAUAUGAAAAGCCCCAGAAAAGACAAUGGGAAAUGCAUUGAAGAAAUAAGUAAUAAAGACGGGGUAUGCCAAUUUUUAAAUAUCCCUAAUAAUAUAUACGAAAUUGAGGUCAUUGAAAAUAAUGAAUAUAACUCUGCGGCGAGGAUUAUCAAUACUUUUGAAGAAGCAAUGCAAAAUUCAAGCAUAAAUAUAUAUAUUGGUCUGAAACCCAGAAAUCUAUGCAAGUUAACAGUAACUCUUCGCGACCAGGAGCUAAAAAGUGACGUGCCAUAUGCUAAAGUCAGAAUUUUUAAAGAAAAUGGGGAAAGUUAUAACCUCUAUGAGGUAUCCAGAGGAAAAUACGAAAACUCAGUGCCUAAAGGAAAUUAUACUUUAAGCGCAUCUUUAGAGGAAUUUCAAGAAAUUUCUAAGCCGAUUCAAACUAAUAAAACAGAAAUGACUAUUAUUGAGACUAUGAAAUUGAAGGAACAAAGAAAUGUCCAGAUCAUGACUUUUAAUGCAAUUACAGGAGAAGCAUUAGGAGGGGUGCUACUAAAGCUAAAAACAAGCAAAAAUAGGCCUUCUAUUGAAGGCCUCACCAAAACAGGCAGUUUUACCUACUCCUUAAACGAAACCGGGAUAUUUAAUAUUUCUACCAACAAGCUCGGCUACCUUGAUGCCAGUAUUAUUACACAUAUAUCAAAUAAAGGCAACGUCUCUAUAUCAAUUGGCCUUGUCCCCGCCUCAUACGCUAGUAAAACAGCAGUCGUUUUUUCAUGGGCUCUAUGCAGCGACGACUUAGAAAUCCAAGCUUUUAACGAAGAAUGCUCAUUAUCAUAUAAAAGCUCAAGAGGCAAAGGCUGCGAAUUUUUCGACUAUUUAAAAUCCAAUGGAAUAGCUACGAUAAUUAUUGAUAACGAUUGCAAGAAUUUGAGAAUUUUAGCGCAAGCUUUGACUAAUGAACUUAUUGGAGGAAAUGAUGCACCGAUACUGAAUUCAGGGCUGUCUGUUAAUGUUUAUCAGAAAAAGGAGCAGAUCAAAAUAAUCCCAAGCCCAGCGAAGGGGCAGUGGUGGGAUAUUGGGAUUGUUACAGAAAAUGAUUUUAUAGAGACAAAUAUUUUUUCAGACGUAAAAAUUUCAUAUUGAAAUCAAUAUCUUGACGAUUUUUCAGCAUUAAUUGACUUAGUUAAAGCUGCUGGGACUAUUUCUUCAUGCUUUAAUUAUACGAAAUAUGGGAUUGAAAAAAGAAAUAGGAAUUUGGAAGAUAAAUUUAUAUCACCAAUUGAAUUUAAUAAAAUUUUGUCAAAUAUAAUAUCUGAAGAUGCUUUAGAAUAUAUUGCUCCAAGUUUCGUCACCUCGCAAGGCAUCAGCUUAAACCAGCUUAAGCUACGAUACAGCCGCUAUAAAGGUAUAGCCUCUCCUAGGCUUCAAAUAAGCCAAACCUCAAUUGAAGAAUACGCAGAAAUAAUCGGAAUGAGCACUGCUGAUAGUGAUUUAUUAUGAAUCGCAGAGGAUGCUGUAAAUGCUUCAAUUCCUGAUGAAUGAAUCCCAAUCCAUGACCAUAAAUGAAACAUUAAAUAUAGAAACCGUGAAAAUGGCGACAUUUUAGACGAAAACCCUAAUAACGAGUAUUACAGAAAUCUCUAUUCUGAGUACAAAAUCCGCAUGGCACGAGAAAAAGCCCAGCGCGAACAAGAAGAAGCAGAAAGGCUUCUAGAAAAGGAGCGACAAAUGAAAGAGCUCGAAGAACAAAAACAAAGAGACUUGCAAGCUCUAAAAGAAAGGCUAGGAAUUGCUGAAUGGGACCAAUUUAUUGAAGAAUUUAAAAAAGAAUGCAAAGAGCUGUAUGAGCUUGCAGAACAAAAAGUAAUUUAUAAGUAGAUUUCUAGCAGCCCUGAGGAGAAAGAAAGCAUUGAGAAAGAGAUUAAUGAUGAAAUUAUAGAAAAAGCAAAAGGGUAUAUGGGGAAGCUGAAUGAGAUUAGAGAUGUUGUUAGUGAUGAGAGCACUUUGGAAACAAUUAAUAGAAGCAUUGAGGUAAUUAGUCAGAUGCAUCAGGAGUUCUUGAGGAGCUGCUUACCAGAAAGAGAAGAGACAGAGAAUCAAAAUGAAGGGAUUUCUGAAGAGUAUCCCAUUGAAGAUGCAGGUCAUAAGAAGACAAAGAGCUCAAGCAGCAGCUCAAGCGACAAGCACAAGAAAUACGAUAAGUAA